Trichomonas vaginalis G3 is the source of this 1137-nucleotide messenger RNA. RefSeq lists its product as uncharacterized. The record is from RefSeq and is a predicted model, not a curated record. NCBI's taxonomy places the organism in Eukaryota, Parabasalia, Trichomonadida, Trichomonadidae. The coding region runs from base 1 to 1137 and encodes 378 amino acids. The transcript has a single exon.
AUGGAUCUUAAAGUGAAUCACAAUGAUGAUGACGAGCGUAAUAUUCCUGUAUCAGAGGAGAUAACAAUGGUCCAAGAAGAAGAGGAUAUUUCAACUUUAAAUCAAGAAAAAUUAGCACGUUUUGCACUCAUUAAGCAGUAUAUAGAAAAAUUUGUUAACAAUCAGUGUAUUUGCUGUGAACUUUUGUCGGAAUUCAAAUAUGAGCCAGAGUAUCAAAGUCUUCUUAACAAUAUUAACGAAGAAUGCGUUUUAUCAAACGUACAUCAAUUUUUAGAAGUUUUCGAUAAGAAUACUAAAGAAAACAAUGCUUUAACAAAGUACUGGCAUCUUCUUCUUGCCUUAUUUAUUCAACAAAUUCCAUUAAAUGUCAUUGAAGAGUAUGUUAUUCCUUAUUGCAAUGAAAAUUACAAUAAACCAGGAGUAGGAAGGUUAAUAAUGGAUUUAAUGAAUAUAGAUUGCAUACCUUCCGAUGUUAUUGUUCCGAUCGCAUUUAAAUUAAGCGGUAUUGAAUUUGUACAAGCAUAUAUUACAAUAACGUUCACAUACCCACACGUUUUACUUAAUAUUCCUACUUUCUACCAAAGAUUGAUCGAGAUUGACGACCCAGAAAUUUUAGUAGCCAUUAGACGAAAGUUUACACCACAACAAAUCGUGGAAUACGGAACGCAGGAAUUUGUUUUGAACAAAUUAAGCGAAGAAAGAUCGUGGCAAGCUCCUGGAUUGAAAUUCCUUCAAUUCACAGCUCAAGACAUUGGAAAUUUUGAUGAAAUUGGAUUGAAGAUAUUCGAGUUAUCAGGUUCUUAUAGAAUAUGGAUCAAAGAAACGAUGAUAAAUUAUUUUCAUCAUUUCUUACAUGAUUUUAGCAAUGAAUUCCUUGCCAUUCUCGAGCACAAUGGCUUCUUACCAAUGAUAUUCGAUUUAACUGAAGGAAUUCUCACUCCUCAAAAUUUAAUCAAAACAUUAGAGAUUUUGACUUACUUUUUAGGGAGAUUCAAAGACCAUCUCAUUAAUCUGUACAGCGAACACAUGGAUAUCCUUAUUGACUACGCCACAAACUCGAAUGACGAAGAUGUCACCCGCCUUGCAGAAAAUAUACUGAAAAUGAUGGAAAGUAUAACUGGUGAGUCAUACAUUUAA